Messenger RNA from Saccostrea cuccullata (small rock oyster), 598 nucleotides. RefSeq lists its product as uncharacterized. The transcript has 5 exons. The record is from RefSeq and is a predicted model, not a curated record. NCBI's taxonomy places the organism in Eukaryota, Metazoa, Mollusca, Bivalvia, Ostreida, Ostreidae. The coding region runs from base 23 to 538 and encodes 171 amino acids.
UUUAUUUUAAUUUAAAUUGAACAUGAUAUUAAUUGUUUUUCUUUGCCUGUUAGGAAAUCUGAGGGUAGAAGCAGAAAGAUUCAAGUUGGGAGAUAUUGUUCAGGAAAACACCGAACCCCUCACUGGUGUGUCUAAUCCGAGCUGUACAGGCAGCGGAGCGCUUGUAUUUAGGGGUGAUGCUACCUCUAUAUUUUCUGCAUUCUGUCUGCCUCCGCCAGGAAGAGUAAAGCAAUGUGUCGUCCUCAUCCUCGGUGAAUUUGAGCGGUUCGUUUGUCCACAGAAAGGUUACCUCAAUGGCUUCAUCAAUGAUGGAGGGCAGAGACGGGCUAUCUGUUGUUCUGUGUCUGGAGCUUCUUACAAUGAAAAUGAAUGUGGCGAAUGGUUUCGAACGCGGGAAAAUUUUGCAUCACCUUUCGGUCCAGGUUUUCUAAUCACUGGAACUGACCCAGAGCCAGAUGGAAUGGGAGGUAACCUUGGUUUCUUUAUCAGGGAAUGUCCAUACAGAACAACUUACACAAAGAAGUAUAUGUAUCAAUGACAGGAAAAUGCUAACUAUUGUAUUAUGUAUAAUAAAAGAAAUUGUAUUGGCAACAAUGUA